Molecule: messenger RNA, 465 nt
Organism: Drosophila arizonae
Lineage: Eukaryota; Metazoa; Arthropoda; Insecta; Diptera; Drosophilidae
Product: small integral membrane protein 8
Source: RefSeq, a predicted model, not a curated record
AUAAUUAUUCUCUUGUUUACUAGAAUUGUGCAAUGUGCUCCAAAAUUGUGGAAAUUACAGCAGAUCUGUAAAUUAGAACAAUGAGUGAGAAAGAAACAAAAGCGCCCGGCGAGGGAAUACGCUCCAUUCGUAGCACUGGCGUUUUCAGGCUAAUCAACUUUGAACUUUAUACGAAACCGAAUAAAAUUAUCAUGGGCAUCGGAUUGACUGCAAUAGCAGGUGUAUUUGGCUAUAUUGCGUAUAUGCGGCACAAGUACGAAAAUCUUGGCUACUAUGUGGCUGUUAAGGAAGAUGGACGAGAAGAGUUUGUUAAAAAAAGAUCCAAUUGGGAAACAUAAAAAUUGUUUUCUUUUUUGUUGUUGUCUGGAAACUAUUUAUUAACUGUGUAGCACAAUUUCGUACAUACAUGAGUUUAUUGCUAUUGUAGUAGUGGUUGCCGAAAUAUAUAUUCAAAAAAUCACAAUA